GAGAAAUAGAGAGAGGGGAGGGAGGGAGAGAGAGGCACACACCAACACACAGGCUUGUCCGUAAGAAGUGAAAUGGGAUGAAAAAGUCGAAGAGGGUUCAAGUCACCAAACCCAAUCCCAGCAGUGCAGUAUAUGGUGCUCCUGAAACGCUGGAAGGAAGACGACACGUUUCCACCCACCCACGUCCGAAUGCCAACCUGGCCUUUUUUGCACUUGGACCCUUGAGACAAAAGAGAAGGGGGGGGAAGGAGGGGGUGGAGGGGGCACGGAAUGGCUGGCUCCCUUUUGCUACUGCAGCUGUUGCUCUGUGUGUGUGCCAUGCAUGUGUGCAUAUGUUGGGGUAACAGCCAGCAGGGCUGAAGCCUUUUUUUUCCCCCCAUUUCAUCAGUGAACGUAUCUCCCUUUACUGGCUCGACUAAAAUGUUGGUUUUAUGCCCACCCCUUUUCCCAUUUGCCCGUCUCUGGUGAAGCACAGCGCAGGCUGUGAUGAUCGUGAACGGCUUACGACACUCAGCGAGCAGCAGGACCCUCUGCAAGUGUAGCUUCUUCCUACUGGGGCUGCAAGGAAGCCUCUCUCUCUUUCUCUCUCUCUUUCUGGCUUUCUCUCUUUUUUUUUCACCCCUUCUCCCUCUGCUCUUAAGCAUCUUCUUGACAAGCCAAGGGAAGCAGGAAUGGAAAAUCUAGCCAUUUUGAGCCCGUCCGGUUGGAAGAUGGAUUUUAAGCUGCCUCGUACAAAGAUGCUCGCCGUUCCUCUCCAAUGAAGGAUGCUAAAGGGACUGUCGGAUGCUGGGGAGCUGUCCAGAGUUUUGGAAGGGGGUCUCUCCUUCUUUCUCAGGUGUAUUUUUUUUCCCCUCCUGCCCUCUCCCUCAUCACGACACCGACACCCCGUACGAACUGCAGAGAAAAAGGACAGGGAGAGGAAGAGAAUGGAAGGAAGGACGAUCAACCGUGGUGAUGCCCGUACUUCUCAAACUUGGUGCUGGGAGUCAGCUUCCAAAUAAGGAGGAGGAAGGAGAGAAGAGAGAAAAAAAAACCCAGCAAGGAAAGAAAAAAAAAGAUAGCUGGACAUGCCUCUCGCCCUCCGAGAUGAAGCAAAGUAGACAUUGUGCGCCUGCCAGCCAAAAGCUGAAAGCGUCCGAAUUUGUAGCAACAGAGAGCUCUUUUUAAGCCCUGCAUAUAAUUAAGUCAAACACAAAGGAAGCUGCUGAAUGGAGCUUGUCAAUCUCUGCAACAGGGUGGGUAAGACACUUUUUAAUUUCAUUCUCUCGUGGAGAGGGGUGCUUUUCCCUCCCCCCCCAUAAUUGUUUUCGUCUUUGCCGCGGUAUCUAAAAAUGGACAGAUUCUCGUGUACCUUUUGAAUGCUUCUGAACUUUAAAAGGCUGUAAUACAGAGUCUUGCAUGCUGCAUUUAUGCCCCCCCCAAAAAGCCUCACCAAGCCCAAGAUUUGGCCUGAUGACUCUCUUAUUUUUGCCUGUGCCCGUCCCCUUGCCCUUUCGCUGACAUAUGGUGGGAUGUAGAAUUUAUACAGAGAAAAGCAAGGGACCAAGUCAAAGAUUCAAUGGACUUUCUCAAGCACAUUUGGGGAUAUUCUCGCUAAUGGAUUUCCUUCUCAUUGGGGUCUGUUUAAACUGGCUGCUGAAAAAGCCCCCAGGAUUGAUCCUGUGUAGCCUGGGUGUUUUGUUAAAAAUGCUUCCAGCCGUGCACACUGGGUGUCCGCAGCUUUGUCGGUGCGAGGGCAGGCUUUUGUACUGCGAGUCGCUGAACCUCACCGAGAUGCCGCACAGCCUGUCGGGCGUGAUGGGUUUGUCAUUGCGGUACAACAGCCUUUCGGAGCUGCGUGACGGACAGUUCACUGGGUUAACACAACUCACGUGGCUCUAUCUGGAUCACAAUCACCUUUACUCCGUCGAGGCACACGCUUUUCAGAAGCUCCGGCGAGUGAAAGAGCUCACGCUGAGUUCCAACAAGAUCACCCAACUGUCCAACAGCACUUUCCGGCCGAUGCCAAACCUGCGCAGUGUGGAUUUAUCCUACAACAAUCUGCAGGCUUUGGAGCCGGACCUGUUCCACGGCUUGCGCAAGCUCACCACGUUGCACAUGCGGUCCAAUGCCCUUAAGUUCGUGCCUGUUCGGAUCUUCCAAGACUGCCGCAGCCUCAAGUUUCUCGACAUAGGAUACAAUCAGUUGAAGAGCCUGGCUCGCAACUCUUUCGCGGGCUUGUUCAAACUCACCGAGUUGCACCUGGAGCACAACGACUUGGUGAAAGUCAACCUGGCCCACUUCCCCAGGUUGCUCUCUUUGCACUCUCUCUGUCUCCGGAGGAAUAAAGUCACCCUUGUGGUGAAUUCCUUGGACUGGGUAUGGAAAUUGGAAAAGAUGGACCUCUCCGGCAACGAGAUCGAAUACAUUGAACCUCACGUCUUCGAAAGCGUACCUCAGCUCCAGUCCCUUCAACUGGAUUCCAACCGGCUCACCUACAUCCACUCCAGGAUCCUCGAUUCCUGGAAGUCUCUGGUUAGCAUCAGCCUGUCGGCCAACGCCUGGGAUUGCGGCCGAAACAUCUGCGCCUUGGCGUCUUGGCUCAGCACUUUCAAAGGCCGCUACGACAACAACUUGCUCUGUGCCACCCCUGAAUACGCACAGGGCGAGGACGUCUUGGAUGCUGUUUAUGCUUUUCACUUGUGUGAAGAUGCGACGGACCUCACCACCAAUGGGGAUCUCCUCUCUGCCGUGGUCAACCAGAGCGACCCGACCGCCGGCUAUAGUCCUUCAACUCUGAACUCUGACCUGCGGGAGACCGAAGGGGAUGGAACCACCGACGCUGUGACCCUCACCGUCCCCAACGAGAAGACUGAGAAUGCCGUCCAGAUCCACAAGGUGGUGACAGGGACAAUGGCCCUCAUCUUCUCCUUCCUCAUUGUGGUUUUGAUACUGUACGUCUCCUGGAAGUGUUUCCCCGUCAGCCUCAGGCAACUGAGGCAGUGUUUUGUGACCCAGCGUCGGAAGCAGAAACAAAAACAGACUAUGCAUCAAAUGGCUGCCAUGUCAGCCCAGGAAUAUUACGUUGAUUACAAACCCAACCACCUCGAAGGAGCUCUGGUGAUUAUAAACGAAUAUGGAUCCUGUACGUGCCACCAGCAGCCAGCAAGGGAAUGUGAGGUGUGAUUUUAAUUUUUAUUUUUUUUUCCCCCUCCAAUGGGGGGGAAAUUUCACUUGGUGUGUGCAACCAAACAGCAGUGGUCAAAUUAAAAAAAAAAAAAAAGACAGUUCAAUAAGGGUUGACUUGAGCUUAUCAGGACCUUUGUGUGCCGAAAAUGUUUUGUUUUUGUUUUGUUGGGUUUUUUUUUUUUUUAAAAAAAGGAGCUGUCCCAAAAGACAGAACACGUUAGCUUUAUUGUGGCUAAAAUCCUUCAAGACGUUCAACUUUCUGAAAUGAGUUUAUUUCCUAUAACAGCUCUCUGUGAAAGAUCGGUCGAUAAUCAGAAAAAGCAAGUGUAAAAAUAAAAAAGUAACAAUUGCUGAUUUUUUUUUUUGUAAAACCACCACCACAAAAAAAAAAUGUUUAAAAAAAAUAAAAGCAAAAAUAGCAUUUACAAUUUUUACAGGCUGUUGUACAGUAUCUGAAUUCUUAACUCUGUUGGGAUGGGAAGGUGGAUUUAAUUUCUCUCACCCAGACUGCAAAAUCUGGGCUCCAAAACAAGCCAUAAUGAAACAGAAACUUAAAGGAAAGGAAUGGCUUGGUUGAGAAUUAUGUGGCUAGUUGUACUAUGUGACUGUUGAAUUCAAUAGCACAAUGUUGAAAACAGUGUGUUUGAUCUCAGUCUGCUAUGUAAUCUAUCAUUAUAUGCACUCUUAAUUUGCACCUCCCACAGCUUUGCCCCGUGUUCAAAAGACAGGUCUCUUGGGCGCAAAGGUACCCCAAAAUUUAUUUAGGACACCCCCCCUCCCCGUCCCAACCCAAAGCCUUGUGUUCUCAGCUUGCAUUAAAAAACCAAAAUGAUUUCCAUCAAAGUUUCACCAUUGGAGAUGUGGGAUGGAGUUAGCACUGUUUUCCUCGGGUACCCCCUAUUUUUCAGAUUUUAUACUCAUAAUUGCACAGCUCAGAGAGAUGCAGAAUUUUAAACUAUGUGGCCUACCGAGCAUUGAGGCAAGACCACAAACCUAUUUGCACUGGGGGGAAACUCUUGAUUUGUGUUGUUCACAAAGGUUCGGGGCAAUCUUAAUCCAGCAGGCCACCUUUGACCAUAGGACAAUUCGCAUUUAGCUAGGGUUGAUCUUAGUUUCUCACCAGAAAGAUUCAAAUAGACCCCUGCAUCCCGUCGCCUAAUCGACAGGCUGAUACCUGGCUAAUUGAUAUGCUUAAAAUAAUAAUAAAAAACCAAAAAAAAAACACACAACGAAACACAAUUUACUUGUCGUUCUAACCGUUAGUAUAACUAAGUGGAAGCAACUGUUAGCCUGGUGAUCAUCAAAGCUAUUUCACUGCCUUUUUUCCUGUCCUUUUUUCAAAAAGGUCUGGAUGAUAACUGUUCUCUGUUGCUUCUGUUUACGACCAAGUCAGCAAACAAUCGUUUAAACCCUUCCAGGAGCCGGGCACUUCUUUAAGGCUGCUGCUUGCUUUUGAACAAAAACUAAGACAACAACAACAACAAAAAUGCAAACAAGAGAAGACAGGUGUCACUCACACUCAGCUUGAUAUCAAUGUCUUCGUAUUUGGAUGAAAAAAAAGGAGGGGGGAAAUUUGGUAGCACAGACAGACAGAUUGGGUUGGCGUUUUCAAAAAAAAAAAAAAAACGGCAGAUGCAAAGGCUGGGGAAUUCUCUUCCAUUUAAUUAACUUAAAAUGUCGUUGCUUUGAAGGAGGAAGGAUAGACUUUCUGCCUGGGCUGAGACAGACUUCCCUUCUCAUUCUUGCCCUGUUCCUUUCUCCUCUCCAACAAGACAACCAACGCCUUGUAAAUCAGAACUUUCCUUAUGCCUGCCCCCAAAAUUGGUCUUGUGAGGUUUUUUUUUUCUCUUUUUUUUUGACAACAGUUGAGUUCUCCAAGACACUUUUUGGCACCGUCAAGAAGCUACUGAUCUCCCACCAAGUGAUCCAAGGAGCUUUGAAAUGACAUGGCAAAGCCCCACCUCGGAUUAAAUGUGCAUUUCCCCCCCACUACUUGCUACACUAUAUUUCACUAAUGGCUUUGCUGUUCUGUAGCACGAUCAUGGACAGCCUCCUGCUGGAAUAAAGAUGGAAUAUACCUCUCUCUCUCUCUCUCUCUCUUUUUUUUUUACUUUUUUCUGAGGGAUAUGCAUAAUUAUCUAUCCCCCCACAGCACCAAGAAGGAAUCAUAUCCAUUUGAUUUCCCACAGCAAGCUUCCUUCUUUGAUACUGUGGGUGUCACACAGCUCUUACAAUGCUCCAGAGAUCCAUGGUUUUUAUUUCUGGGCCCCUUUGAACAUACAUGUAUUUACUUAUCUAUGGAUCAAUCAAUUACAUUGCUAAUUCAUCUAGGAACUAAGGCCACCGAGAUAGAUUGCAAAAACGACCGAGUACUUCCAGAGUUUUUAUAUAUCUAAAAAAGCAUUGCUGUUCUUCAAGGCCAAUAAAAUCCAGUUUUUUGGUUUUUCUUUUUUUUUUUUUUUUUUUUUUUUUUUUUUGCUUUUGGGCACCCUUAAUCAUAUAUUUAUUCACUGGAACAAUUAAUCAGUGGAACUACCUGCCUGCAGAAGGGGUGAAUGCUCCAACACUGGAAGUUUUUAAGAAGAGACUAGACAGCCAUUUGUCUGAAAUGGUAUAGGCUUUCUUGCCUGAGCA
Molecule: messenger RNA, 5802 nt
Organism: Crotalus tigris (Tiger rattlesnake)
Lineage: Eukaryota; Metazoa; Chordata; Lepidosauria; Squamata; Viperidae
Gene: LRRTM1
Product: leucine rich repeat transmembrane neuronal 1
Exons: 1
Coding region: 1504-3165 (553 amino acids)
Molecular function (GO): protein binding
Source: RefSeq, a predicted model, not a curated record